Messenger RNA from Moneuplotes crassus, 2689 nucleotides. The record is from the annotation of a GenBank genome assembly. Lineage: Eukaryota; Ciliophora; Spirotrichea; Euplotida; Euplotidae.
AUGAACGAAUUUGAUAAUCAACAAGAUAAGAACGUAAUUCGGGAAGACACUGAAGAGUACAAGAGUUCAAAUUUGUCAAGAGAAAGCGGGUCAGAACAAGAGAAUAAUGCGUCAGAGGACUCUUUGGAGAACACUUUAUCCAACAUAACUUCUCAGAAAUAGCUCAUCGAGGAAUAAUGAUAACAAAGGAGACGCCAGCCAAAGAGAAGAACAGUUUCAGAGAAGGGAUUCAGUGGUCAUAAAGGAACCAAGGCCUGACAGCAACAGGAUGAAGAAGUCUUUCAACAAUGAAGAACUGGACCGGUUCUUCAACAGCAAGAAGCGUUCAACUGGGUACUACAAUAUGCUCUUUCAGACAGAGGAGAAGAAGACUGGCCAACCUGAGGAAGAUGAGAAGGACUACUUUGAUGAAUCUAGUAAUGCUUCGACUAAUCCUAAGUCUACUGCUAAGGUAGCACCUAUGCCUGAUAAAAAGGAGAAGGAAGAGCUCAAAAUGGACGCCAUUGAGAGUAUCUUUGUGGUUGACAAGAAGUGUAUUAUUAGAGUCAACGAUCCUAACCGGAUCAAAUGGGACCUGUUUGUAAUGGCCUUAGCCACUUGGAAUUGAUAUACUAUUCCGUUUGAAAUCUCCUUUGAGCCACAAAUAGCUGAAACCACUUGGUGGCUUGUGCUAAACUGCUUUAUAGAUUUCUGCUUCUUGGUGGAUAUUAUCCUCACGUUCCGGACUACUUAUAUUAAUAGUUCAGGAGGAGAUGAAAUAACUGAGCCAAAGGAAAUCGCUAUCUUGUAUUUAAAGAGCAGGUUUUGGAUUGAUUUAUUAUCAACCAUUCCCUUUGAUCUGUUCUUCUCAACAGAAGGAGCUCUGGCUGUCUUCAAAUUGUUUGGAUUGCUCAAAGUAGUCAGAGUUACAAGAUUGAAUAGGAUCAUUAACUUGCUUAGUGUUACGCAUUUUAAAGAAGAUGCAAAGAUGAUCUUGAAACUUUUAAGGCUGGUAUAUUUUCUUCUCCUGUACAUUCAUUUUUCAGCAUGAAUUUGGUGGUAUAACAUCAAAGAUACUAAGAUCUGGAUUCCUCAGAUGGACUUUAUGUUCCUAGCGACUGAGACUUACACCACAUUCAGCAUAGAGCUACAAUAUAUGCAAUGAUUUUAUCACUCAAUUAUUCUUCUUGGAGGAAGUGGAAUUGGGCCGAGAGAUGAUUCUCAAAGAAUUAAUUCAAUCAUCGUGCUUCUUAUGAGUGCUAUUAUCAACGCUAAUAUUUUUGGAAACAUGGCUGUUAUUGUUCAAGAAAUGAACCAAAAAGCAUCAAGGUUUCAGGAGAAGAUUGAUAUUGCUAAUACCUCAAUGAAGAAUAUCCGGCUUCCUCUGUAUUUGCAGAAGAAGGUGAGGGAUUACUUGUUUUAUACACAAAGUAAUCUGGAAACCCAACGAGAGCUGGAAGAUUUCCAGACUAUGAUCUCUCCAAGUCUGAAGUUAGAAGUGACAAGGCAUAUUUUCUUGCAAGUGUUGAUAAGUAACCCUGUCUUUGGAGAUAAUCCUGAGUUAAAUGAAAUGGUUAUUGAGAAAGUUUUAGUUAAUUCGUACCCUCCAGAAGCCAUUAUUACACAGCAAGGAGGCAAUCCUGAUGGAAUGUACAUAAACUCUAAAGGAGAACUAGCUGUUUUGGUCAAGGAUGAGUACAACAAGCAGUCCUUCGUCAGAAUCCUUGAGUCUGGAGAUAUUUUUGGGGAGGUCGCUCUCAUUGCUGAAUGUCCAAGAACUGCAACAGUGCAGUGUCUAAAUUACUGCACUUGAGCCAUUCUCAAAAUUGAAGGCUUUAGAGAGAUCUGCAAACUGUUUCCAGAAUUUUUAACGAAAAUGAGACAGAAGAGAUGAGAGUACAAAGAUAGAUGGAAGACUUUCAUGUUUAAGAUUAUUAACACAGUUUAUUAUUUCAAAAACUUAUCUCAAGAAAGUCUGGAAGAAAUCUUUUACUCUCUAGAAACUGAUUAUUAUGAAAAAGAAACUAUUUUAGUCGAAUCUGGAGAUAGUCUUGAUAAGAUAUGGAUCCUUGUUGACGGCGAGGUUGAUAUUAAUGUCCAGAUGGACACAGGAGAGAUUGUCGUCAUUGAGACUUUAAAGAAGGGUUCGCAUUUUGGACAAUUCUCGUGACUCAUUGAAGCUCCACAGAUGUUCCAGUACCAAGCAAAAACGAAUGUCACUAUCCAGAGUAUCAAUACUGCAAUGUUGGAGAACUUAAGAUUAGAGUUAGCUGAUCUUAAUGAUGAACUAGCAAAUGGUUUUAUCCACGAGUAUGGAGUUCCUGUAUGAGAUUUCAAGGUAAACCACAUCUAUAAUGGGGAAGAUAAGAUAAACCGAUUAAAGCAGAAGUUCAAAGAUUGUGUGAGGAGAGCCUUCGUGCUUAACAUGUACAAAAACAAAAAGACUACCAGACUGACCCAAUUGAUCAUUGACCUGAAGAAAAAGGCUCUCGAGGAAGAGGAAGAAGAGAGGAAAGAAAGGAAACGAGAGAGAUACAAGAAAGACCUUGCUGAUAAGGUCCUCGAACAUAUAAAAGAGCCUGUCCACGACACCAAAAUGACUAAGUUCAUGGAGCUAAAGAUGCAGAACUAUAUUACCAUUUUAAAGGACCAAAUUGAGAUUUUGAAGAGAUUUAACCGAAGAGUGGUCAAGCCAAGAGAACAAAUGUAA